AUGGAGGCGGCGGUGGAGGCGGCGGAGGGAGUGGGGGUGGCGGUGGGAGUGGUGGCGGGGGUGGAGGUGUCGGUGGCGGCAGUGGAGGCGGAGGCGGAGGCGGCGGUGGCGGUGGUAGCGGAGGUGGCGGAGGUGGCGGCGGAGGAGGAGGCUGAGGCGGAGGAGGUGGAGCUGGUCGCGGUGGCGCUGCGCAGAGGGUCGGCUCCGGUGGUGGGGUAG
Molecule: messenger RNA, 219 nt
Organism: Closterium sp. NIES-65
Lineage: Eukaryota; Viridiplantae; Streptophyta; Zygnematophyceae; Desmidiales; Closteriaceae
Source: the annotation of a GenBank genome assembly